CUUAUUUUAAAAUUAUGUGUUUAUAUCAGUUUAAUAGUACAUCAGACGAAGCAUACCAGUAAUAAAAUUAGAAUAUAUGUUCUUUCUGCUGUCACAUUCAUUUCCUCCGGCUCACAGUAAGUGUUGUUUACGGAUCUGAAUGCUGUGCAGUAAUAAGAGAAUAAUCUCUACAACAAAGGACUAUUGUAUUUGGACAUUGAUAUGAAUACUGUACAGCAAAAUUAGAAAGGCCUAUACGGAUAUCAGGCAGAAAUACACUUUUUUUUAAAUCUCAAAACUUUAAAACCCGUAUCACCAUCUGAUUCGAUCUGCAAAGACAGUGACAUACUGAAAAACUCGUCGGUGCAAUGUCUGGAGGAAGUCGACAACAUAAGCACAUAGCCCCACCAGAUGGUGGGUGGGGUUGGGCCGUAGUAGCAGGAUCGUUUUUGUGCAUGUUUAUAUCGUUUGGCUACCCGAGGAAUCUCGGCCUAUUCAUAACUCCGGUGGUUGAUGAUUUCGAAAGCUCAACUGGACCAAUUGGAUUUAUAGUGUCGAUGCCCAUCACGCUGCUCUUGACAACAGGUCCACUUUCUGGUGUUCUAUGUAAGAAGUUUGGCAGCAGAUUUACGGGUAUACUAGGAGGAAUCUUGGUAUCUACAGGACUUGCAAUAGGUUAUGCAACCACCAAUUUAUUUUACCUUGCUCUUGGUAUCGGCGUACUUCCAGGUCUGGGCUUGGGAUUAGCCUAUACUGCAAGUGUGGUUAUUGUCAGUCGAUAUUUUGAAAAAAUGUUUGUUGUUGCAAAUGGAAUUAUCUUUCUUGGUGGACCUAUUAGUUUUCUAGUUUGCCCAUUUAUAGGAGAGACUUUAAUGGAGCUGUAUGGAUGGAGAUGUACUCUCCUGCUUUGGUGUGCCAUGUCUCUACAUAUAAUAGUUGGUGGUGUCCUAAUGCGACCGGUGUAUCUUCUCCGUGAUCUUGAUAAUACUGAUGAUAAUACUGAUAAUGAGUAUGAAUUACUGGACAAUCUUCAAGAACCAACCAGCGAACACCAGCUUACAAACAAUACGGGUCCCUCAGGAAAUGCAUGUACUCGAGUAUGGAAACGUAUAGCGUCGCAAUUAGAAUUGCAGUUGUUUACUCAGAAUGCAAUGUUUGUACUUAUAACGGUAGUGAUAUUUCUUAAUGGGUUUGCGUAUGAAUCCUGGCUUAUUUACGUGAUACCUCAAGCUCAAGAGCUGAAUAUUCCGGAUGAAAUGUCGGCAAUUAUUCUAACUACCACCGGAAUUGGAUCGGUAGUAGGUCGUCUGGGACAAAUUGGCAUCCUACAUUUUAACAUCCUCUCAACGUACAACCUGUGGGUUUUAGCAAACGUACUUGCUGCACUUGCGUUAAUAACGGACCCGCUAUUUCAAAACAUUUACAGUAUUAUAGUUUUUUCAGUAGUGUAUGGUGUAGCAACUGGCAUCAAGAUGCCAUUGGCUCCUGUUCUAGUACGUGAUUAUGUUGGAAUCGAAAAAAUACAUGUUGCGUUUGGAUGGUUAAACUUGUCAAGAGGUAUUGGUGCCCUUUGCGGGGGUACUUCAAUGGGUAUUCUUCAUACUUAUUACGGAAGCUAUCGCCAACCAUUCGUCAUCGUAGCAGCUGUGCAAUCUCUUGCAGCUAUUAUACUGGCAUUUAAACCACGUAGCCGUGAAAGUUAAGGAAAAAGCCGUAUAUUUGGAUGGAUUCUACUAUCAUUUUAAAUGAACACAAUGCAAAUACAAAUAUUGGGUUAUUAUGAAACAACUUUAAUCGGAAGUGAAGAUGCGAAGUAAUUAUUUAUGAGAGAAGUAUAUUUAUAUUUUAUUCAACUGCGAGGGAAAAUGAGGAAAGAAAGUUUGAAGAUUGGCGUGAGUUUAUAAGACAGGUUUAUUUGUCGUUGACAUGCUGUAAGAUACAGCAUAUACACUAACAUAAUUAUGUUGAUUUCACAGCUAAUAUGACAUUAGGUAAAAGAGUGAAACACGGUCGAACCGAAAGUUAAGAUGUUUGCAUACCAUUCUGGGUUCUGGGUUAUAAUAAUGUCAGUGACAUAAUUUCUUCCUCACGACCAAAAUAAUUCCACCCUCAUAAUAGACUUAGGCCUAGUUUUAUGUAGAACGGCGUUCCGCAAACUUUUUACUUCACGGCCUAUUUACGAUUCCAGGCACCAAGCCGCGGCCCAGCAGCCCAGCCACGCCAGAGACCAACAUACCAAAUCCU
This is a messenger RNA of Anneissia japonica, 2223 nucleotides long. Its product is annotated as monocarboxylate transporter 13-like. Gene Ontology annotation, molecular function: monocarboxylic acid transmembrane transporter activity. Gene Ontology annotation, biological process: monocarboxylic acid transport; transmembrane transport. The transcript is spliced from 6 exons. The coding region runs from base 348 to 1682 and encodes 444 amino acids. The record is from RefSeq and is a predicted model, not a curated record. Lineage: Eukaryota; Metazoa; Echinodermata; Crinoidea; Comatulida; Comatulidae.